CAAAAAUCAACUUCUAACAUGGCGGGUGGGAUGGCUAGUACAUUGAGUCCAAAAUAUUGAAAAUACCCGAGUAAAAUAACCGCCUUUCUGGAAAAUAACUGGACUCUGUUGUAUAGGAGAAAGAAGGUAGGAAAAUGCAGAAUGUUGGACACUCUUUAGGUGAAGAAACUGAUGAUAUUCUUAAAAUGAGUGAGCAUAUUGAGGACAGGGUAACUUCGACUGCGGCAUCGGUUCUCGAAAAAGCACAGGUUUUGGCAACUCUGCAACAGGAUUUAAUGGCCGAUCUUUCUGGCAGUGAAGAAGGAGAGGUCUCAGAGGUCGAAUCCUUUAUACUGGACCCAGAUGAAUUGGAAGGUGAACCAAUACUAGACACCGCAUCUAAACUGUUACAACUCAACAGUACUGGUGGAGAUUUAAAAAUUGUUGAUCCCGACACACAAGAAAAAUUAGAGGCUUUGUUAGAAGCAGCAGGAAUUGGCAAAUUAGCGACUGUAGAUGGCAAAGCUUUCACUGAUCCUGAAGUUUUGAGAAGAUUGACUUCAUCUGUAAGUUGUGCAUUGGACGAAGCUGCAGCAGCAUUGAGUCGUAUGCGAGCUGAGAUGGGUGGAUCAGGACCUGUCUCUGAGGGAAUAAGAUCAUUGGUCGAUGCAUGCACUGAAGGAGAUGUGAAUGCUGUCAGGAAAUUAUUAGACGAAGGUCGUAGUGUACAUGAAACCACUGAGGAAGGGGAAAGUUUAUUAUCGCUUGCAUGUUCUGCUGGCUACUAUGAACUAGCACAGGUUCUGUUAGCAAUGCAUGCUAACGUAGAAGACCGUGGUAUAAAAGGGGAUUGUACACCAUUAAUGGAGUCGUCAUCAGCCGGCCACACUGAUAUAAUCAGAUUACUACUCGCCCAUGGCGCUGAUAUUAAUGCCCAAUCAUCUACUGGGAAUACACCACUUAUGUAUACAUGCAAUGGUGGUCAUGAGGACGCUGUUAAGGUGUUAUUGGAGAAUGGUGCUAAUUUAGAGGAUGUCAAUGAAAAUGGACAUACACCAUUGAUGGAAGCAGCUAGUGCUGGACAUUUAGGCGUGGCUAAAAUACUCAUUGAAAAAGGAGCACUUAUAAAUGCCCACUCCAAUGAAUUUAAGGAGAGUGCUCUCACUUUAGCCUGCUACAAAGGUCAUUUAGAGAUGGUGAAACUAUUGCUUGAGGCAGGAGCAGACCAUGAACACAAGACUGAUGAAAUGCACACAGCAUUAAUGGAGGCAGCCAUGGAUGGACAUGUGGAAGUGGCCAAAUUAUUGCUAGAACACGGCGCCCAGGUAAAUAUGCCAGCUGAUAGCUUUGAGUCACCCUUGACUCUUGCUGCCUGUGGUGGUCAUGUAGAACUAGCUGCGUUAUUGAUAGGACAAGGUGCUAAUAUUGAGGAGGUCAAUGAUGAAGGCUAUACACCACUGAUGGAAGCAGCCAGAGAAGGACAUGAAGAAAUGGUGGAUCUACUACUUGCACAAGGUGCCAACAUCUAUGCGCAAACUGAAGAAACACAGGAAACUGCUCUGACCCUUGCUUGUUGUGGAGGAUUCCUAGAGGUUGCUGAUUUUCUCCUGCAGGCUGGUGCAGAUAUUGAGCAAGGUUGUUCUACUCCUUUGAUGGAAGCCUCUCAAGAAGGACAUUUGGAGCUUGUCAAGUUUCUCUUGAGUAAAGGUGAAGUAUGCAUAUUUGGAUUACUGUAG
Messenger RNA from Saccoglossus kowalevskii, 1715 nucleotides. Its product is annotated as ankyrin repeat domain-containing protein 17-like. Gene Ontology annotation, biological process: innate immune response. The record is from RefSeq and is a predicted model, not a curated record. Gene Ontology annotation, cellular component: cytoplasm. Gene Ontology annotation, molecular function: protein binding; RNA binding. NCBI's taxonomy places the organism in Eukaryota, Metazoa, Hemichordata, Enteropneusta, Harrimaniidae.